AUGGGCUCUGCCAUGUCGGCGCCAACGGCAACGGCAACACCAAAUCCAAACGGCCUGUCCCAAGCGAUGCAUACCCCGCGUGUAGGUGGCGCGAGCAGUGGAAAAAUAUUGACUCUUGCGCUGCCCACGUCUGAGGACGCCAAGGAGGCGCAGCACAUGUAUGAGUUUGGGGAUGUCAUUGGCCCCUCGGUAACAGAUGAGCAAAUGUGUCGCUCGAUUGUCCCAGGCAUAAUUGAUCCAAUGAAAGCCGGGUUUAACGCCUGUGUGCUGUGCUACGGUCAAACGGGUAGUGGCAAAACGCAUACAAUAAACGCCCUAAUCCCUGCUGUUGCUACGGCCUUGUUUGACACUCUGGAUGCGGAGAAUGACAUCGUGGAGGUGUCGUACAUACAAAUAUACAACAACAAUGUCUAUAAUCUGCUCGGUGAAGAAGCUCAGUAUGGGCGUGGGGCACUUCGGCACAAACCAAGGGGAACACUGGUGCAGGAACCACGGUACGUUGUGCGUGAUGCCGUGGACGCAAAGUCAAAGAUUGCUGAGGCGCAGCACAAAAGAUUCGUGGGUUCUCAUGCAUUGAAUGCGCGUAGCUCCCGGUCGCACGCUUUCCUUUCCUUUCAUGUGACAAAAUGCGUUGAGGGUAUCCCUGUACUAAAAAGUAGUUUGACGAUGGGUGAUCUUGCAGGUUCAGAGCGUGUAACGAAGACGGGUGUUGCAGGGGUAGAGCUUGAGGAACCCAUUGCCGUUAAUAAGUUUCUUUCAGUGCUACAUGCCGUCAUAAAGGCUACCGCCGAUGGCGCAGAGGUAUUGCCCGUGCGAGAGUCCAUCCUAACUCGCUAUCUUGCCUCCACUGUCACCGGCAGCCACCUACUUCUCAUUGCAACUGUGUCGCUGGACAAACAGGAUUACGCGGAAACAAGGAGUUGCCUCGAUUUCGCCACAGCGGCAAAGCGGUACGUUGUGAAGAGAAGUAAAAAUCGAUCGAGAGAUUUUUUUCUGAAUGUAACAAGUAGUUUUGAGGAGGCCUACACGCAACUGCUGAAAGAGGUGGAGACGUUGCGCUAUCGUGUGCGCACGUUCCAGGAGGAAUUAAAUAUUGAAAAGCAGCGCUCUGCCCUCGUCGUAAAGCGUGCCUGUCCCACUCCGACAGCCGCAGAGGCAGGGAGUACCGGCACGGCUGACGAGCACGCUUUAAGAGACUCCUCCGCGACAGUGCAGGGGAAACACGAGGUUGCCAAAAUGCGCAAGCACGUCCUAGAGUUGGAGCGUCAGUGUGCUGUUUUUCAGAGUAUUUUAAGUGACCGAGAAAACGAGUUGAAUGCAUUUGAAUCACGAGGAGAGGUUGCGAAGAAAGUGAUGCAGGAGAUACAGCAAAAAGCGAGGGAAAGGGAGGAGGCACAGCGAGCUCUGGAAGAAGCGGCGCCUCAGCUAGAAACAAGUGACUUGCUGCGCAAGGUGACAGACACGAUUGCAUGGAUGCAGGAAGAGUUGGAUAGUGUGUGCCAACAGAAACAGUUUAUGGCGAGGGCGAUGGAAGGAAUGCGGUGUGAGCAGCAUCGUGUGACGGUGGACCUUUUAGAGGCCCGAAAGGGUCUGAUACGGCUUGAAGGCGCCCAAGAGGAAUCCUCGCAGAAGUUGAAGGAAGCUGCUACGGAAAACACAGAGCUGAAGGAUCGACUUGAGGAACUGAAUUUGAGGCUUCUACGCGAGUGCGCCGAGCGUGCCAUUCGUGAGGAGACGAUGGCUUGGUUCAAGGCCUCCACUGAACGCGAUGAACAGUGUGAGCGGCUGCGGACGGCGCUGGAAGAGCAGCGGAAUCUCUGCGACGUUCUUCAAGGCCGUUUAAAUAGCACGGAACAGGAACUUGAUCGCAGUAAUAAGCAGCAGGGUACUCUGCUGCAGGAAAUGCGCAAAAAGGACGAGGCGUUUCGCACUAUUUGGCUUCUGCUUACUCCACAACAAAAGGCGCGCUUCCUUUCAUUUGGGGACAGUGGCGAGGGCGCGAGUGGUGCUGGUUCCUCCUCACUGCAUCAAGGCCACGAAAAUGUACAGCUGCGGACUCAACUGCGAACGAUGAAGCGACAAUUAGAAGAGGAGUUGCUGCGUAAGAAGGAGCUGGAGUACAGAAUAGACGAUUUAGAAAAGGAAAACAACCUCCUACAAGGGCGGCUGCGGACCCGAGAGGAUGAGUAUAAGAGCCUUCUCUCUCUUGACCAGGAUUAUAGAGACGAGCGUGAGCAUAUGGAGCAGCAGAUUGCUCACCUGUUCACCUACAUCGAGGAGCACAACGCGAAAGAGCAGGUGACUGAGCGACAACUUCGUGACGCGCAGUCCGAGUGGGAAAAGUUGAAUAAAGGGCAUCAGAAUGCGCAACGUGAGGUGGUGGAUUUAACGGCAAAGCUUGAGAAGGUAGAGGAAGAACUUCGAGCGCAGCGGGUCGAUAACACCAAGACUAAGGAUCGUGUGAGGGAGGCGCAGAAGCAGGAGGCGCCCAUUGCAGGUCUGCAUCAUCAGUUGACCACCAUUAAGCACAUUGGCGAUGAGACUUCUCGACGACGCGGAAUUGCAGGCGUAGCGCGGCAGCAAGUGGCGUCCGAGCUUAACAAUUACAAUCCCCACAGCGACAACAUUAAACGGAAAGCCAAGCGCCGCAACCUUGAGCUUUCCUUCAAGUCUUUGAUGCAAAGUGUGGAUCCUGCAAUGUUUGUUCGAGUCGCCACCGCGCAGCCCUUAUCGGUAAAUGGUCGCGGGCAGCGUCACCUGAAUGGGGGACCGCAACAGCUGCGGCGUCGCCAUUCCCCCCCAUUUUUCUUCAGCGAGACAGCGAGGCCACGGAGCGGGUCCCUUGUUAGUAACCGUACCCAUCCCGGCGGUAGCCGUCGCCGCCGUCGCCGCCGAACGAUGUCUCUGCAGAAACCACACGAUUUGAGGUCGCGGCCACAGCUGCUUGCUGCGAAUGCUGUCGUUGCGGAGGCUCCUCCUUUUAUCAUUGGAUGA
Molecule: messenger RNA, 2994 nt
Organism: Trypanosoma conorhini
Lineage: Eukaryota; Euglenozoa; Kinetoplastea; Trypanosomatida; Trypanosomatidae
Product: putative kinesin
Exons: 1
Coding region: 1-2994 (997 amino acids)
Biological process (GO): microtubule-based movement
Molecular function (GO): ATP binding; microtubule binding; microtubule motor activity
Source: RefSeq, a predicted model, not a curated record